Boleophthalmus pectinirostris (great blue-spotted mudskipper) is the source of this 1272-nucleotide messenger RNA. RefSeq names its product probable G-protein coupled receptor. Gene Ontology annotation, cellular component: endosome; plasma membrane; signaling receptor complex. Gene Ontology annotation, molecular function: G protein-coupled receptor activity. Lineage: Eukaryota; Metazoa; Chordata; Actinopteri; Gobiiformes; Gobiidae. The record is from RefSeq and is a predicted model, not a curated record. The transcript has 2 exons. Bases 1 to 1272 code for a protein of 423 amino acids. Gene Ontology annotation, biological process: G protein-coupled receptor signaling pathway.
AUGGAGGAGAACAGGUCAUUUGUGAGUCCUGACUACAAUGACAGUAUCGUAGUAUUGGUGCCUCUACCUUCACUCCCCAGCAAGCAACACAGCACCACUAACACCUCCCAAACCUCCUUCAAGGACCUGAUUGGUUUAUUUUUCAUGGUGAUUCUGAAUGUGCUUGCGCUUGUGGCAAAUACUGCAGUCCUGGUGGCAGUCGUCAAAGCUCCUCACCUCAGGAAGUUUGCGUUUGUGAGUCAUCUCUGUGCAGUAGACCUGUUGUGUGCCGUGGUGUUGAUCCCUCUGGAGAUCCUGGUCAGCUCUCCGUACUUCGCUGGGGUGCUCUUCACAAUUUUGGAGUGUCAGUUGUACAUCUUUGUUAACGCAACCCUCAUUGCUGCCUCCAUCUUCACCAUCACCGUCAUCAGUGUGGAGAGGUACUACUACAUCGUGCACCCCAUGCGCUACGAAGUGAAAAUGACGCUCCGCCUCACCUUUGUUGUCAUGGUGAUGGAGUGGCUAGCUUCACUGGCUCUUGGGUUGUCCACUGUUUUCGGCUGGCACUCCUCCAGUGAUCUCAACACUAUUCAUCCAGCUUACUGCGUACUACACUGGGAGCGAAGUAACCAAAGACAAGUCUUCUCUGUGCUAUUCUGUGUCGUGUGUUUUCUCGUACCAGCGCUGGUCAUUUUCUCAGUCUAUUGUAGUGUUUAUAAAGUGGCAAGAGUCGCUGCCCGCCAUCAUGGACCUCUGCCUUCCUGGACACAAAGCAAGCAAAGAUCUGACUCAAUCAACAGCCAGACCACCAUAAUCACAACACGCACUGCUCCUCUAAGAAUUGUGAGGGAGCGGCCUUUUGGAGGAGGGAAAGCAGCUCUUACUCUUGUGCUCAUAGUGGGACAAUUUCUUAUAUGCUGGCUCCCUUAUUUUGCCUUCCACUUCCAUGCCAGUGUCAGCACAACAUCUAAAAUCCCAGGUGACUUGGAUAAAGCUGUCACCUGGUUGGCAUAUACCUCCUUUGCCAUGAAUCCUUUUUUCUAUGGACUCCUGAACAGACAGAUCAGAGAGGAGCUGUGCAAACUGAGGCGAUGUUAUGCAGGACUCCCCACAGAUUUGGUGUCCAGUCACGAGGGGUCAGGGCACGAGAACUUCCUCCAGUUUCUGCACCGGACGAGUUGCACCAUGGACACUAGAGAGAGCUUCACCGCCUCCAGCCCCCGCAGCACACUGGACCAGACCGGACAAUGCGGGUUUAGGAUACCGGGGCAGAUACCCGAGGAGUUCACAUAG